CGGGGCCGCCGGCACGAGCGCGCGUGUGAUGCGCCGCUGACAUGGCCGGCACUCGGCCACUCGUGGCCGUCUGGUUCUGCUGGUGGUGGCUGAGGCACGCGGCCGCCACCGAGCUAGACCUGUUGGCCGCGCUGUCUCUACAGAACACAUCACGGCCUGGAGUCACCGUCGUGCCUGGCAUGCAACCACAGAGGGCUGCUUACACCUUGCAAGGAGACACGCGGUCGUUACAAGUAGAGGGAGCACCAUUCGAGCGAGCAGCUGAACUCUUGCGACGUUCCCCAGAGUUCACGCUUCUUGCUGCUCUGCGACAGGACCCAGCCAACUCUGGCACAAUUUUAUCGUUCUCUCACGGCUUUAACAGGUACCUGGAGGUGCAGUCCAGCGGACGGAGGGAUGAGGUGCGCCUGCACUACGUGGCGGCGGGAGGUACGGCACCUCGCAUCGAGACCUUCCCAUUCCGAUUGGCGGAUGGCGCCUGGCACCGACUGGCGCUAGCGGUGUCCGGCGCGCAGGCAACGCUCUUUGUGGACUGCCAUCCACUCUACCGCCGCCUCAUUCCGCCGCCCGAUAGGAAUUUCACACAGCCGCAACUCGCUCUCUGGGUCGGGCAAAGAAAUAGCAAACAUUCUUUGUUUAAGGGAACACUACAAGACGUGAGGUUGGUGUCUGGGCCUCAUGGGUACCUAGUUCAAUGUCCAGGUUUAGAUUCUGAAUGUCCUACCUGUGGUCAAUUCGCAUUACUACAGGCUACAGUUCAAGAGUUAACUUCACAUAUUCAUGAUCUUUCACUCAAGUUGGUGGGCACUGAGGCCCGGCUGGCGCGGUUGGAGCAGUGUGACUGCCAGAAGUCAUGCUACUCCAACGGCACAGUACACGCAGAUGGCGCCACUUGGCAGAAGGACUGUAAUCGCUGCUCAUGCGUGCAUGGAGAGAUAACGUGUAGGCCGGUGGAGUGCGACAGGGCGGAAUGUAAGAACCCAGUACUACACCCGGGGGAAUGCUGUCCUACUUGCUUGAGACAAUGCCUCCUUAAAGGCACAUUAUAUGAGCACGGCGAACGUUUCGCGCCAAAGGAAUGCGCGGAAUGCGUAUGCCACGAUGGCAACAUGCAGUGUACAAGGGUCGACCCGGACACCGCCUGUCCGCCCUUACCCUGCGACCCACCUGAUCAGUUCACUGUGCCUGGCGAAUGCUGCAAGUUUUGUCCAGGCGUGGACUACUGCAGCAUGGGUCACUCGUGUGACGAGAACGCGACGUGUAUGAAUCUCAAUACUAAAUAUACUUGCAAAUGUAAUCAAGGCUUUCAAGGAGACGGACUUUCUUGUGCAGACGUGGAUGAAUGUCAGCAAGCGGGCGGUUUGUACGGUCACCACUGCCACUCGAACACACGGUGCGUUAACGUGGUAGGUGGGUACGUAUGCCAAUGCCUGCCUGGGUACACGCGACGCGACAAAUUCAACUGCGUAGAAGUCGACGAGUGUGCGAGCGAGACGCACUCAUGCCACGCAGACGCAGUGUGUGCGAACACGCCAGGUUCCUAUUCAUGUCAAUGCAGAGAGGGAUAUAGUGGCGAUGGAUAUCUUUGUACUCCAAUAUGCACGGGUGGAUGUCUGAACGGCGGUGUUUGCUCGGGUCCAGAGCGAUGCGUGUGUGCGCGUGGCUUUGGCGGGUCUCGGUGUGAGCGCGACGUGGACGAGUGCGCUCCCCCCGCGCACCCGGCAGCCCACGCGCCCUGUGUGCCGCGCGCUGCGUGUGUCAACACGCCGGGUUCCUAUUACUGCGUAUGCCGGGACGGCUAUCGGCGCGACCCACAUAGAGAUCAUUGUGAAGAUGUUGAUGAAUGUUUGGAAGGAUUCCACACUUGUCACCCGAGUGCGCGUUGUGUCAACGUGGAUGGGAGCUUCCGUUGCGAAUGUGAUACACAACCCUGUGAACUUAGCUGUUCGUGGCAAGGCAAUAUAAUACCGGACGGGACUCGGUGGGCGGAAGCGGGCGGAUGCCGCACGUGCUCGUGCGUGGGCGGAGUCGCUUCGUGCACGCGCGCACUCUGCUCCUGUGAUACAGACAAUACCUCACUACCGAUGGACAGCGAGAGCCUAGCUCCGUCGUCGUGUUGCCCGCACUGCGAGGCACGGUUCCACUGUCGUCAUCAGGAGAUGCAUCACGUCACUUUCCGAAGCGGCGAGCGCUGGCUCUACCAGUGCCAGAUCUGCGAAUGCCUCCUGGGCGAGGUGGACUGUUGGGAGCCGCAGUGCUCGGAGGGGGGCGGGUGCUGCGGGGCGCGGGGGGAGUGGCGGGCCUCGACGCAUCUCGAUCUGCCCGGCUGCGCACCGCACUGCGCGUGCACGGGCGGGCAGUGCGCCGCUACUCUGGUGAGCAAUCUCGCGUGUUGUGUGCAUCGAGCGCGUCGCUCGCUGACGGCGGCGCUGGCCCUCGCGGCGCUGUGGCUCGGCCGCGCGCCUCGGCCGCACCGCAAGCAUCGCGGCGCGCGGCGCUAGAGCCGCCCUGACCACCACGCACACCUUAUUUAUUCUAGAUAGAUCUAAUGUUAACCAAUUGCCGCGCUCUCGGCCUCGACUCGGCGACCGCGCCCGCCGCGCCGUCCGCUCGCAUCGAACGUUUCAUCCUCGUAGCAAUAUUGUAGUCCUAGAUCCGACAUUAGACGCUCCCGCCUUUCGUUGCGAGGGGGCGGCCGGCGCCUCGGCCCGUCGCGCGCGCGCAUGCGUGACGGCCGAGAGGGACGAACGUCGCGACGGCCCGACGCCGCAGACCGCGUUCGCCUCCGCGCGUUCCUUCCCGCGUCUUCGAAUUCUAAAUUAUCGCGUGCGAUCGCUUAUAUUAUACUAUUAUUAAUUAGACUUGUACCGGUACCGUGUAGCUGUUGUGACUCGGAACGCGCGGGGGCGCGGGGCGGCGGGCGCGAGGCCUAACGUAUCUCGAUGUGUAUAAAGUUUGUAAAUAAGAUUUCGCACAGAUCUCGCCGCCACUCGUGCUACCGUUGCCCAUGUUGUAAGAAAUAUUUCGUAAUAUAUUAUUAUAGUUUAUGUUUGUCUUUGUAUAAAGAUGGUCGUUUUCAUGAAUAAUUUUAAAUAAACCAAAAAUAGGUACCAAAUAUAGAAAAGAUAUGAUUGUUUCUUAAUUUCAUAAAGCAUUUUGAUGCUUGCAUGUUGUAUUGUGUUCAAAAAAUUACAAUUAAAAGAUAUCCACAUA
Messenger RNA from Pieris brassicae (large cabbage white), 3213 nucleotides. Its product is annotated as protein kinase C-binding protein NELL1-like. The coding region runs from base 42 to 2501 and encodes 819 amino acids. The record is from RefSeq and is a predicted model, not a curated record. NCBI's taxonomy places the organism in Eukaryota, Metazoa, Arthropoda, Insecta, Lepidoptera, Pieridae. Gene Ontology annotation, molecular function: calcium ion binding; protein binding. The transcript is spliced from 17 exons.